CACAGAGGACUAUCCAUCAGCACGAUGCCAAGCAAACCCGCACCCAUGAAGAAGUCCCCGGCUAAGAAGGCGGCCGAAAAGGCACCUGAGCCCGCCCCGGAGCCUGCCCCGGCCCCCGCAGAGGCUCCACCUGUGGACGCUGCCCCGGCUGAAGCUGCUCCGGCAGCCGAGGGAGAGGCAGCAGCCCCCGCCGCAGAGACCCCCGCUGCUGAAGGAGGCGCUCCAGCUACUGAAGAAGGUGCCAUUGCUGCUGAUGCUCCCGCUGCAGACGCUCCUGCUGCAGAUGUUAAAGCUGCAGAUGUUCCAGCUGCAGAUGCUACCGCUGUAGAUUCUCUUGCUGCAGAUUCCCCUGCUGCAGAUUCUCUUGCUGCAGAUUCUCUUGCUGCAGAUGCUCCUGCUGCAGAUGCUACCACAGAUGCCGCUCCAGCUGAAGUCGCUGUAGUUGUGGAGGCCCCGACACCCCCGUCUCCUGCAGUCCCCACCAGUGCUCCUCUUAACGUAUCUGUGGAAGAUGUGAACGAAACCAACCUCACCAUUAAAUGGAACGAGCCACAGACCAUCGGAGACUCUGGCCUGGACGGAUACACCAUCGAGUACUGCAAGGAUGGAACAACAGACUGGGUUGUAGCUCAGAAGGAGUUGACCGUCGCUAACAGCCUCUGCAUCCAUAACCUGACAACGGGUGACCUGCUGCAUGUGCGCGUGGUUGCUGUCAACCCCGCCGGCCGCAGUGAACCUGGGACACUCGCUCAGCCAGUGCCCAUCCAUGAGAUUGGUGAACGUCCCAAGGUCCGCAUGCCACGCGCUCUCAGAGCCUGCUGUGUCAGGAAGGUUGGAGAGCAGAUCAACAUGGUCAUCCCCUUUCUUGGAAAGCCCAAACCUGUGGUGUCCUGGCUUAAAGACGGUAAGCCGUUGGACACAAAGAGGGUCAACAUCAGGAACAGUGACAAGGACAGCAUCAUUUUUAUCCGCACGGCAGAGAGGGACGACUCUGGUGUUUACGAGAUGUCGGUCAAAGUGGACAGCUUUGAAGACAGAUCCACCAUCGUCCUUCAGAUUGUGGAGCGGCCCGGCAAUCCUACCAGUGUGAAGCUGGUGGACGCCUGGGGCUUCAACGCAGCACUGGAAUGGACCCCCCCCCAGGACAAUGGCAACACAGAGAUCACGGGAUACACCGUCCAGAAGUCUGACAGGAAGACCGGGGAAUGGUUCUCGGUGCUGGAGCACUACCACAGGCUUACUGUCACCGUAUCAGACCUCAUCAUGGGCAACUCGUACAUCUUCAGAGUGUUCGCUGAGAACCAAGUGGGCAUCAGUGAGAUGAGCGUUGUCACAAAGGGGGUUGCCACAAUCCACAAGACAGCUAUUGCCUACACGCCUCCCGAGUACCUGGAGCACGACUACAGUGAGGCCCCGAAGUUCACCACCCCCCUCAGUAACCGCAGUGCCACGGUGGGAUACACCACCAAGCUGCUGUGCUCCGUCCGUGGAAGCCCCAGGCCUCAGAUCGAGUGGUUGAAAAAUCAGAUGAUCAUCGGUAACGACCCCAAGUAUCGUAAGCUCACUAACGAGGGAAUCUGCUGCCUGGAGAUCCGUAAACCCGGCAACUUUGAUGGCGGCAUAUACACCUGCAGAGCCAUCAACCCCCAGGGAGAGGCCCUCGUCUCCUGCAAGCUGGAGGUCAAGCAAAUUAUUCAGGCAGAGUCUGGCAAGUAGAAGGGGAAAUAAACCAAAACCUCCAGAGUGUGUUUAAAGGACCAGCAGAAGUCCAGGUCUUAUGUGAUUGUUUGAGGAUGUGAUAGAGAGCCGUGGCUGCCUCUGCAGCAGUGUGUACAUACUGAAGAAAGGGACAGAACAACAUACCAACAUCUACAUAUCUAUUUCCACCCCCACCCAUCCCGACUCACCCACUCCUCCCAGUAUUUGGGGAAGACCCACAUUGCACAACCCAUCCCAGUUUGCCAAUUGUUGUAUGUUAUUUAAGUUGGUGACAUGUGUGUAAGGCUAUAUUUAAAACCUUUUGUUCUGCCUGUGUCCAUCUGCUGUUUGUUACAGUAUAUAUUGAUAUACAUUUACAGUGAAUCCUUAGACAUACUACUGCAAUGACUGUAUGGAUGUUUAAUACAAAAAUAAAAUUGUAUUUUACUACAUGUGUGCAUUUCUACCAACAUUUCACACAGUGCUACACUUACUUUUAGGAUGGAUAAAAUGUUGCUAAGCAUUGGAUGUUGGGCUUUCAAGGGGUGUCAAGGUGCCAUUUUGAUUGUGUGGAAAAAUCCGGUUCCUGUGAGGAAUGAUAAGUGUUUUCUUUCUUGCAACAUCUGUGCCAUUACACUAAAGGAAUAAUAGAGGGAGUCCAAAUAUGUUUGAUAUCUCUCAAUCUCUGUACAUUUUAGCCUAUACCAAAUUGAUAAGCAUGCCUUAUUGCCACCAGUGUUAUGUGGUGUUUUUUGUGCAAUAUGGGUAAACUGACCCUUUAAAUU
Gymnodraco acuticeps is the source of this 2483-nucleotide messenger RNA. It is a transcript of the gene mybpha, whose product is annotated as myosin binding protein Ha. Gene Ontology annotation, molecular function: protein binding. NCBI's taxonomy places the organism in Eukaryota, Metazoa, Chordata, Actinopteri, Perciformes, Bathydraconidae. The record is from RefSeq and is a predicted model, not a curated record. The coding region runs from base 25 to 1716 and encodes 563 amino acids. The transcript has 14 exons.